Molecule: messenger RNA, 2119 nt
Organism: Capsella rubella
Lineage: Eukaryota; Viridiplantae; Streptophyta; Magnoliopsida; Brassicales; Brassicaceae
Product: cysteine-rich receptor-like protein kinase 8
Exons: 7
Coding region: 1-2037 (678 amino acids)
Biological process (GO): protein phosphorylation
Molecular function (GO): protein kinase activity; ATP binding
Source: RefSeq, a predicted model, not a curated record
AUGUCUUCCUCUUUCAUCUCCCUUUUUCUUUUCUUAUCCCUCACUAGCUUCAUAGCUUCUGCUCAAAACCCUCAUUACCUAAAUCGUUAUUGUCCAAAUAGGACAACUUACACAAGUAACAGCACUUACUUCACCAAUCUCAAAACCCUUUUGUCCUCUCUCUCUUCCCCUAAUGCCUCUUACUCCACUGGAUUCCAAAACGCCACGGCGGGACAUUCCCCCAACAGGGUCACCGGACUUUUCCUUUGCCGCGGAGACGUCUCGCCUGAAGUUUGUCGUAGCUGCAUCAUUUUUGCCGUCAAUGAAACCUUCACUCGGUGUCCGAAUGAGAGUGAGGUCGUGCUCUAUUACGAUGAGUGUAUGCUCAGAUACUCUCACCAGAAUAUUCUAUCUACCCUUACGUACGACAAAUUUAUAGUCAUGCACAACAGGAAUAAAAUUUCUUCUAAUCAAAAUCAAAUAGAUCGGUUCAUAGCUUUUGUGUCCACCACGAUGAACCAAGCUGCCAUCGAAACAGCCAGAAGUUCAAAAAAACUCUAUACGAUACAGACCGAAUUGAACGAAUUUCAGACAUUUUACGCGCUCCUUCAGUGCACUCCUGAUCUAACAAGACAGGACUGCCAGAGAUGUUUGCAAAGUUCAGUCGGUAGAAUGUCUCUUAACCGAGUUGGAGCAAGACUUCUUUAUCCGAGUUGUAGUGCAAGGUACGAGCUCUAUUCUUUUUACAACGAAACCGGCGUUAAAACACCGCCACCGCCACCACCACCACCGCUACAAUCGCUUGUGCCUAGUACUCUUCCGGUGAUUUCUCCUUCACUACCUGGGAAAGGUCGGAAUUCAAGUGUGUUAGUGGUAGCCAUUGUUGUGCCUAUUAUGUUAGUGGUUGUUCUGCUUUUCAUAGCUGGUUACUGUUUCCUUGCAAGGAGGGCAAAGAAAACUUAUGACUCAUCCCCUGGAACUGAGGGAGAUGAUAUAACAAUCAUAGAGUCGCUGCAACUUGAUUAUAGAAUAGUUCAAGCUGCAACAAAUGAUUAUUCAGAGAAUAAUAAAAUUGGUCGAGGUGGAUUUGGUGAGGUUUACAAGGGUACAUUUUUGAAUGGGACUGAAGUUGCGGUGAAGCGAUUGUCGAAAAACUCAGGACAAGGUGAAGCAGAGUUCAAGACCGAAGUUGUUGUAGUUGCAAAGCUUCAGCAUAGAAAUCUUGUUAGGCUUCUGGGGUUUUCACUACAAGGAGAAGAAAGAGUAUUGGUCUAUGAGUAUAUGCCCAACAAAAGCCUUGAUUACUUCCUCUUUGACCAUUCAAAGCAGGUUCAGCUAGACUGGACUCGCCGAUACAAGAUCAUUGGAGGAGUUGUUCGGGGGAUUCUAUAUCUUCAUCAAGAUUCACGGCUUACAAUUAUACACCGUGACCUGAAAGCAAGUAACAUUCUCCUGGAUGAAGAUAUGAAUCCCAAAAUUGCAGAUUUCGGAAUGGCUAGGAUCUUUGGAUUAGACCAAACCCAAGAGAACACAAGCAGAAUAGUUGGUACCUUAUCUGUUGUGGGUUACAGCGGUUACAUGUCUCCUGAAUAUGCGUUGCAUGGCCAGUUCUCAAUGAAAUCAGAUGUCUAUAGCUUCGGAGUGUUAGUUCUUGAGAUUAUAAGCGGUAGGAAGAAUAGCAACUUUGACGAGACAGGCAACGCACAAGACUUGGUCACACAUGCUUGGAGGCUAUGGAGUAACGGAACAGCAUUAGACCUUGUUGAUCCAGUUAUUAUAGAUAACUGCCAGAGGAGUGAAGUAGUUAGAUGCAUCCAUAUUGGUCUUUUAUGUGUUCAAAACGAUCCUGUUCAGCGUCCGACAGUGUCAACCAUUUGUGUGAUGCUCACUAGUAAUAGUAUUACUUUACCAAUGCCUCAACAACCAGGGUAUUUCAUUCAACAUAGACCUGAGAAGGACCCGCUUGAUACAGAUCAAUCUACUUCGACCAAGACAGUUCCAGUUUCUAUUGACGAUGCAUCGUUCUCUGAUUUAUAUCCUCCUUCAUGUUUAGAUUAAUUGGCAUUACUGAAUUCAAGUUUAAGCAUAUGUUCGUAACAUAUGUUAGUCCUGAUUACUGUUUAGUUUUGUUUUGAUUUGU